CCCAGCAUGGUUCAGGGAAGAGCAAAGCUGAUUCCAUUAGGGAGGGGAUGCACAUAGCUGAAUAGCGUUACCCUACACCAGGGAAGUCAGCUACUGAAGCUGGCUUUUUGGUUGGGGAGGGGAGAAGGGGCACGGUAAAAUACAUGCAAGUAUUUAGCUUUUGCCAAGAACGCUGUUAUUCUCUGGUUCCGGAGGUGUGAGUAGGCUGUGUGGCUGGAAGCUUCUCCCUGAAGAAACUGUGGCCAAACGCUAUUACCAGCCUGCCGCUGUCGCUCCUGGGAAUGGUACCUGUGUGUUCCCCACGAUUCAGGACAUGGGAUCUUCUCUGCAGGCUGUGGCACUGUGGGGAAUAAAGGCCCCUGCUCACUGCAUCACUGCCAUCAUGAUAGCUGAUGACCAACAAACAAUUGUCACUGGAAGUCAUGAGGGUCAGCUCUGUCUCUGGAAUCUCUCACCUGAACUAAAGAUUUCAGCUAAAGAACUUCUCUUUGGUCAUUCGGCUCCAGUAACAUGUUUGGCAAGAGCAAGGGACUUCUCAAAACAGCCCUAUGUUGUUAGUGCAGCUGAAAAUGGGGAGAUGUGUAUUUGGAAUGUCACCAAUGGACGGUGUAUGGAAAAGGCCACACUUCCUUACAGGCACACUGCAAUCUGUUAUUACCAUUGCUCAUUCCGGAUGACAGGAGAAGGCUGGCUUCUGUGUUGUGGAGAAUACCAGGAUGUCCUCAUAAUUGAUGCUAAAUCUUUGGCUCUUGUUCAUACUUUCACAUCAUCUCAGUCUCCUGAUUGGAUCAACUGCAUGUGCAUUGUUCACUCCGUGAGAAUUCAAGAAGAUUCUCUCUUGGUAGUAUCUGUAGCUGGUGAGCUCAAAGUCUGGGAUCUCUCUUCAUCUUUUAACAACAUUCAGGAAAGGCAAGAUGUCUAUGAAAAAGAAUACAAAUCUCUGGACUCCCUGAACUGCCAGACAAUACGAUUUUGCCCAUAUACAGAGAGACUUCUACUGGUGGUAUUUUCUGAAUGUUGGAAGGUUUAUGAUUAUUGUGAUUUUUCUCUCCUGUGGACUGAAGUUAGUAGAAGUGGGCAGUUCUUUGCUGGUGGGGAGGUGCUUGCUGCUUACAGAAUUAUCAUCUGGACAGACGAUGGUCACAGUUAUAUCUAUCAGCUGCUGAACAGUGGGCUUUCAGAAAGCAUAUACCCUGCUGAUGGAAGAGUACUUAAAGAGACCAUUUAUCCUCAUUUACUCUGCUCUACUUCUGUGCAAGAAAAUAAGAGCCUUCCCUUUGUUAUGGGCUACGUAAAUGAAAGGAAAGAGCCUUUUUAUAAGGUGCUUUUCUCUGGAGAAGUCUCAGGAAGAAUUACUUUGUGGCGCAUCCCUGAUGUUCCCAUUUCGAAGUCUGAUGGUUCUCCUAGAGUGAUACCAAUAAGUACCACCUGGACCCUUCAAGAUAAUUUUGAUAAGCAUCAUACCAUGUCACAGAGUAUUAUCGAUCAUCUUUCUGGGUUUAAAGAUGGGGCUGGAACUGCAAUAGUCACUUCAUCAGAGUAUAUUCCAAGUCUUAAUCAACUAAUAUGUGGCUGUGAAGAUGGGAGAAUUUUCAUUACACAAGCUUUGGAUGCCGCCAAAGCAAGACUCCUAGAGAGUGGUUCUUUAUUAAAAGAUUCCGUCUAUCACAGAGUUCUUAAAGGCCAUUACCAAAGUGUUACUUCAUUACUGUAUCCCCAUGGUCUCUCAUCAAAAUUAGACCAAAGUUGGAUGUUGUCUGGGGACCAGGACUCAUGUGUCAUCUUGUGGGAUAUCUUUGCUGAACAAAUUCUGCAUAAAUUCUGUUUGGAAGCUGGUCCAGUAACAAGUCUUUUUAUGUCACCAGAGAAUUUCAGACUAAGAGUUGAUCAGAUAAUUUGCUGUGUAUGCAGUGACCAUUCAGUGGCUCUCCUGCAGCUUGAGGGGAAGAGUUGUCUCCUACAUGCCCGGAAGCAUAUUUUCCCUGUGAGGAUGAUAAAAUGGCACCCGGCUGAGAAUUUUUUAAUUGUUGGUUGUGCAGAUGACUCUGUUUACAUCUGGGAAAUUGAAACAGGAACUUUGGAAAGACAUGAAACAGGAGAAAGAGCAAGAGUUAUUCUUGAUUGUUGUGAUGACUCACAGCUUCUAAAGCCUGAGUCUGUACUUCCUGUUGCCUCAGAGAUACAUAAGCACAAAAUUGUAGAACAGAGAUCCUCUAGCUCCUACCAGCUUGGGCCAAUGCCUUCUCUUGGUCUGCAGGUAGAGUUCUCACGUAAGGUUGCUGAUGCCAAGUCUUUCUCAGGGCCUUUUAGUGUCUUUUCUGUGAAGACAAAAUGGAGUAAUAUUGACUUUCAUGUUCUUCUAUUUGAUCUGGAAAACCUUGUCGAACUUUUGCUGCCUACUCCAGCCAGUGAUGUUGACUCUUCCGGUUCGUUCUAUGGUAGUGAGGUCCUGAGAAGAGCCAAAAGCACAGCUGAGAAAAAGACAUUGGCGCUGAAAAGAAAUAAAAUGGCUUGUGGUCCUCUAUCAGGGAAGGCACAAGCCAAGCCUGUUAGUGAAAGCUCAGUCCAAGAAGAUAAUACCGUGAAAUUCUCAGCAGAAAAUGAUGGCAUUAAAAGACAUAAGAAAAUGAAGAGCUCCAAAAAGAUGCACCCUAAGCCAUCAAGGAAAGUUGAUACCAACCUUAUGAUAGACACAGCUAAAUUGCUCCUGUCUUGCCUUUUGCCAUGGGGAGUGGAUAAAGAAUUAGAUAAUCUCUGCAUUAAGCAUCUCAAUAUUUUAAAGCUUCAGGGUUCCAUUUCUUUAGGACUUGCUUCAAAUGCAGAUCACUUCUCAUUGAUGCUGCCAGGCUGGGAUUUAUUCAAUGCUGAUAUGAAGAAAGACUAUGCAAGAGGAAAUUUACUUUCCAGAAAAGUUUUGGACUUGUCAAAUAAAUAUAUAGCUGCUCUUCCAAACCAAGCUGGAAUGUCAGGAGGACUAGAAAAUAACUGUGAUUCUUUUCAAGAGUCAAACACUACAGUUUAUUUAUUGAACAGACUAUUUUUAGUUAAUAAGUUAGUUAACAUGCCUUUAGAACUGGCUUGUGGAAUCAACAGUUCCUUCAAAAUGGAAUCUGUUCAUAAUAAGGUGAAAAAUCCUGGGAGCGAUAUUUUGAAUAUUUCAAGCUUUGGUUACUUACGAAAUGGUAAGAAUGAAUCCCAUAUACCUGAGGCUGACCUUUCACUUUUGAAGCUAAUUUCAUGUUGGAGAGACCAAUCUGUGCAGGUAAUGGAAGCAAUGCAAGCUGUUCUCUUGGCAGAAGUUCAACAGCACAUGAUGACCUUGAGAAAGAUACCAAUCAGCAGUCAACUAAUAUCUAUAGCAGAGAAAGAUAACUGUGAGAUGAUGCGGACCGUGCCAAAGAAGGAAUGGGGCGAGCAGCUAGAGUUACAGUGCACUACAAACAGGCCUCUGCAAACUCCAGUCAGUCUGGCCAAGCAUGACAGCAACUCAAACUUGGCAAACUUCCAAGACGCUGAGGACAUGCCUGACAGAUGUGUCUUAGAAGAGUCUGAGAGUCCAGGUAAGACAAGGCAUCAUUCAUGGAUAGUGAAGGUGUGCUCCUGCAAAGUGUGCUAAAUGGAACCUUAUCUACAGGAUUGGAUUAAUUAACUAAGAUAUUUAAAACUCAUCGUUUGUUUAUCAUUGGAUAUGAGUUAUGUUGUUAUUGGUUAAAGUAUCAGGCUGUAGUGGAUUUGCUAAUAUGUUAGUCAGAGUGUAUUGAAUUGUUCAUUUGAAAAUACCCAGAUUCAUCUAAUUUUAGACCAUCACUGUCUAAAUCACUCUAUAUUCCUGUUUUUUCCUUUUCUGUUUUUCCAACGCGGAAUAACAUCCCUCAGACACAUAUUUAACCUUUUUAAAGAUUUUCUUCCAUCUUCCCAAUUCCUUGAUUAUGUAAUAAGCAACAUUAAAACUAUUUGUAACACACAAUGGUUUUAAAUUUGAUGUUGCUUCAAUGUAUUUAACCCCAAAUUUUAACAAAUUUUAUGUGAUCUGUUAGAUUAAGAUGUUUUGUUGUAAUAGAUGCUUUAAUUUGAAUCAGUCACUCUGCAAUAAAUCUUAUCUCUAAGCAUUAAAUGUUGUCAACAAAUAGCCAAUUCUAUUUAGUUAUCGAUUAGCCCAAAUAAGUGAUACACAUUUUAAGAGACCAACAUUGUUUAGUGUAGUUAAUUUGGACUUCUAAUGAUGUAGUGGCUAAUGUCUUUAGCUAAAUGUUGAUUUUGUUGGCCUUCUAAAUGUGAACCAGGAAAGAGGAACCUACUUAUGUUAUAUCAUAAUUGAUCCAUAUAAACUCUUAUAGUUCCCUUUCCAGAAAACUCGACCAGCAGGAAUUCUAAAAUAUGCAAAGCAGUAUAAAUAGGAACAGACAUAAAAUGCUCAUCUAUUAAGGCCUUUAGUGAUCUAUUUGCCAUGAUUUAAAUUGUAAUAUUCCUGUUUUUAUAUAAAAUCAUCAAAAUGAAUAUUAAUAUGCAUAUAUUAUAAAUAUAUAUAUUGCCUAGUCCAUAGAAAAAAUGUAAAUAAAAUGUUAUAUGUAUAUUCUCUCUCUGUCUCACUCUCUGUCUACAGAUAGAUAGACAGAGAGAGAGAAGUGCAAAUCAGUUCAGCAAACUAUAUUUUGAGCACCAGCAUCGCACAUCAGGCCUGUAUCGGGCCUGUGCUGGGAUGCAGUGGACAGAGGAGAUGGAUAAUUGGAGUUGAGAACGCUAUGAUUCAAAUGAGAUGGUCUCUACCCAUAAAGGAGCUUAUAAUUAAUGAUUGACCUGAAGUGAAUAUACCAGAAUACAGAAUCAAAUAAGUGUGAUUCCUUUAAAGUAGAUUAAAAUGUUUAUUUUUUUCUCCCUAAAAUAUGCCAUUGCAUAAAAUUCCUUUUAAGAGUUGUACUUCAGAAACUAUAAGGACAUUUUUUAUAUGAAUCAUCAGGGGAAAUUGUCAUCCUUUGGAAAUAGACAUAUAUACUCCCCCCACCACUUUGGAAACAGCCAAAAACAACUUGGAACAAGUUUCAAAAUAAAACAAGGUGUGCAAGCUAGGCAAUGGGAUACCUUUUCUUGCAUGCUGUGUAAUAGCUCUGAAGGCUAUUAUAUAAAAGACUACCAAAAACAUUAUGACUGAUGGAAAUAUCAAGUAAGUAUAUGUUAUCUCAAAAGAACAGUAUAUAUCCUCUCAAAAGAACAACUAUAAUAUUUAAAACUUAUUUGGAUACUCAAGUUCUAGUAAUUUUUUAAAGAACAGAUCCCGUAAUUAUAUAUCCCUUUUCGAAGAAGAAUGAGAGUAAAUUUUAACAAUUGCCGUAAUUAGUAUUUUUUUUCAGGUCCAAAAACAGCAAUAUUGUACCCCUAAUAGAUAUUUUCUGCUGUCACUAGCUAUAGGAAAUUAGAACUGGCAUAGCUCUGUCGUUACUAAAUGAGAUUUUAAAGGUUUUUUGGCAUCAUAUUUGAUAUAAUUUAAAUUUAAAAAUUAAUUUUUAAGUGAUUUUAAUGAAAACUUCUUUUGUCAAUACAUAUUCUGUAGACCUAUGCUGCUAUUAAAGCUUUUAAUUUCUAAAAAUGAGAGUUAAUAAGAAUACUUAAAUAAUGCUUCCCUAAUAUUCAUAUGCAAGUGUGUUAAUGGCAUAAAUUCACUAGUUUUUUAAAAAAUAAUUUAUCUUAUUUACAUUCAUUUAUUUUCAACACAUUUCAGUAACUUCUGUUGUGAGGAGACUUGAAAUAGCAAGCUGCCACACAAUUUUAUUGACCAUGUUAUGAUCCUAACCACUUGGUACCUCAGCUAGAAAUUAAAAAAUAACUGCCUCUUGAUUGGGUAUGGGUCCUUUUGCAUUUCUGGUUGAGGGUAACAAGUGUAAGUGGAGUGAUUUUAUUAGUGAAAAUGUUCAUGUUCAGAAUCUUCAUUGUCACUGUAAUAAAUAAUUUAUUGAAAAAAAUGAUCUUGUGUUUCUUUUUUGUGGUGAUCAUCUUGGUGACAUUUAUGAUUUCAUAUCUUUAUAUACACAUAUCCCUCUAAAGGAAUAUUGUAUUUUCAAAUCUGCAAGCCUGGAGCUCUUUAUUUAUUGUGGAGAUACACACUGGCUACAUUGCAGAGGAAAGAAUCUGGAGAGA
Molecule: messenger RNA, 6132 nt
Organism: Loxodonta africana (African savanna elephant)
Lineage: Eukaryota; Metazoa; Chordata; Mammalia; Proboscidea; Elephantidae
Gene: WDR72
Product: WD repeat domain 72
Exons: 20
Coding region: 314-3616 (1100 amino acids)
Biological process (GO): protein localization to plasma membrane
Cellular component (GO): cytoplasm
Molecular function (GO): protein binding
Source: RefSeq, a predicted model, not a curated record